AUGUUCAUUUUGGGCGGAUCCCUUGAGAAUGCCUUGAACCAAAGCGGAGUUGGACUGGAUUUCUAUCGCUUCUACAAUGCUGACUUCUUCAACCCUGCGCUCUACACUGCAAAGGUGUCGGAUGUGAGUCUCGAUCGCGUGCUCACCUGCGCCGAGUCCGUCAUGACCCGCGCGCCCGAAACUGCCUCCCUCUACUUGGCGGCCACCGGUGAUAACAACGGGGUGAAGACUGAGUCUGGCAACACUGUCUUGGAUUGCUGGCAGGACAAGUGGUGGGUGGCUCCGGCGUGUCGUGCGAAUCCCAGCGGCUGCAUUCCUUGCAUCACGUCAAAGGAAGGUUGGGGCCUGAGUUUCAUGAUGCAGCAAGCCUCGUUCCACAACAUGCCCAUCGCCUUCGCAUCCGCCAAAGAGAGCGAUGCCAGCUACGCCCAACUGGGGCGUGAGUUGCAGAGUUUGAUUUACUGGUGGUUCCCAGAUACCAUGUUCACCUUGGACAACCCGUCCGCGGUGAUUUUCCCAGCCUACAGCCCAUCAGAGCAGAAUCAGAAUAUCUACCGCACCAUGAGAGAGAACACGCUGCUGACCAAGUGGAUAGCAGGAGGAAUUGAAACUGCGGCAGAGAAGCCAGUGUUUGUCGCCACACAGGUGAACUUGUUCACAGAUGACAUGAAAAAACUGCUGCUCAGGUAUGUGCAGCUGGGCAAUGAUCCUUGGGAGACAGCCUGCGAAUGGCUCAAGGAGAAUCCCGAGCGCUGGGAAUCCUGGCUCCCCAACGAGACCGCGUGUACCUCGGGCAAGGGUUUGGUGAAUGGGAAUGAGCACUUCAUCAAUGAUCGCGCGGCAGCAGUUGGCUGCGCCGUCUGUCCCGUGGGGUACCGCUCGGUGGAGCAAGGCCAGACCCGCGUGUGCUUGCCGUGCCCCAAAGGCCAAUUCCAGGGGCUUCCUGGAGAGGACGUAUGUUUGCCUUGCGAGACGGGUAAGGUGGCUGCACAGACCGGGUCUAUGGCUUGCACACUGUGUCCCUUGGGCGAGUAUGCGAAUGAUACUGGAAUGACCGAGUGCUUUAUUUGCGGUGCCGGGACAGGGCAAGAAGAGAAGUGGACCACCAGCCAAGCCGUGGUUGCGCAGGGAAAGGAGACGUGGCUUCAGGUUCAGGGUUCUGUGAACCAAUCCUACUGCGGUUGCAUUGCAGGCACAUAUCUAUGGAAUGGUCGUUGUGAAGAGUGUAUUCAAGGGUCCAUUUGUGAAGGCUCCAGUAAAUUGUUGCUGGAGCCAGGGUUCUUCUCCAGACCAGAGGAGCCUGGAGCUGUGUACCGCUGCUUUGAAGAACCCGUUCGCUGCCCCGGUGGUGAGCCGGGCACCUGCGCCGUUGGUCGUGACACCAGCACAGUUGCCUGUAGUGCAUGUCUUCCCGGCCUACAUGCUACGGAUGGCAUUUGUGUGGAAUGUGGUGGAGGGGACUAUGCACUGCUGAUCACGGUUGGCAUCAUCGCAUGUGUGUGUAUUGCAAUAUUGUAUUUAGUUUUGGUGAACGAGGGUCAGAAGAGUCGCCAGCCAGGCAGCCUUCUGAUAGCUGCCCUGGGCAUGGGCCAGAUGGUGACCACCGUUCAGCAGCUCACAGUCAUUCAGCAGUUCAAAAUCGAGUGGGGUGAACCUUUCGCCGGGAUUUUGCUGUCAUUGGAGGUCUUUUCCUUUGAUUUGGACAUGAUCUCCAUCGGUUGCGUGGCGCCCAUGGGCCCAGUUGCCAAGUUUAGCUCCAGAACUCUCACAGUGGUGGGGCUCCUCUUGGUGGCCAGUCUAGUGCAUCUGCUGUACCUGGCAGUGACCAAAUCCAAGACCUUGCAGAUUAGCUUAUUACUGAGGACCUCGGGCACGCUUUUGUUGGUGUUCUUCAUCUCGUUGUGCUCCUCACUGUUGGCACCCUUUCGGUGCAGCCAACAUCCCAAUGGUCGUUGGACCGUGCAGGCCUACCAUGGAGUGUAUUGCAAUGGAGAAGGGGACCACCAAGUUAUGGCGAUUGUGGGUGGAUUGGCCUGUUUGAUGCCGAUUGGUUUUGUGGCGAUUUGCAUGUGGGUCAUCAUCAUUGAACUCCCAAAGAGGCUUCAAUCGGCAGACGUGAAGUUCUUGCGAGGCUGCUCCUUUCUCUUCAUGCGCUUCCGUCCCGGGGCUGAGAUCUUCAGCGUGCUGUUUCUGAUCCGCAAUGCCCUCGUCGUGCUGUGCCCUUUGUUACCCAGCCCCUCUGGCAAGGUAGUUUGCAUGAAUUUGAUCCUCUACGGCAGUUUGGCCAUGGUGGCCUAUAGCAAACCCUGGCGCGUUGCAGCGUGCAACUUCUUGGACGUGAUGCUCCUCGCGUGCAUGCUUGUCAUUCUGGAUGCUGGCUCUUUAUUCAUCCGAGAGGAUGAUGGUCAUACCACGAUGCUCAUCUGCAUGCUCUUCUCGGGCGUCAUGGUGCUGUCGAUCCUGACGGCCGUUUGCUAUGGUGUGGGCAGGCAUUUCAUGCUCAAGUAUCGCAAGCAAUUCAGGUUCUUCCUUUGCCACCAAAAGAUUGCAGCAGGAAGCAUGGCCCGUUUGUUGAAGAUGGAACUGCAAAAGCGUGGCUCCAGGAACACUACAUUUGUCGACUGUGAUGACCUGAACGAUCUCACCAGGUUGUUCAGCUACGUGGGUCAGGACACCGAAACCUUCGUGAUCCUGGGCUCGCCGGACAUCUUAACCAGGAAGUGGUGCGUGGGUGAGAUGUGCACGGCGCGCAGUCACGGAGUCAAUACAGUCCUCCUGAGGUGGCCCGAGUUCGUGAACCCUGACUACGAUUUCAUUACAAAGUAUGACAGCAUCGUGCCAGACAUUUCCGAGCUGGUGAAUUACAACAUCGGUCUGGCGGAGGUGCAAGAGACCAUGGCGUGGAUCAACACGGUGCAGACUGUGGACGUUCCUUCCAUGGUAAGUCUAGAAGGCAUGGAGCACAUCUGCUCCUCGUUGACUGGGUCCUUGCGAUUUCCAAGUCGCGCUGGUGGUGCGGAGUCGCCAGACUGCAUCAUCGUGUCGGAUUUGGACAACAUGGAGGCCGCAGCGACCGCCUACGUCUUGCUGGGAUUGAUGGUGCCCAAAUUGGUGGGGGCGGAACGGAACAACAUGCCCACAGUUCUGCAGAAGGGUCGACCAGUAUCAGAGACGGCCACAGCUGCUUUGGUGAUUUGCAGCGAUGGCUGCUUCAAGCAAUUGGAAUUUGCUGAAUGGUUGCUCCAGGUUGCUCACUUGCCCGACUGUUGUGUCCUUCCCAUUAUCGCGGAAGAUGGUUUUCGCUUCCCCUCCCCCUCCUACUACGAGGAGGUGGAGUCCAUGCCGCAGCUGGAGAGCUUGGACCUGCGGAUCCAUGGCGGCCGUCGCAUAUCAAGCAGAUUCUAUGGAAAUCCAUC
Molecule: messenger RNA, 3416 nt
Organism: Cladocopium goreaui
Lineage: Eukaryota; Dinophyceae; Suessiales; Symbiodiniaceae
Source: the annotation of a GenBank genome assembly